Messenger RNA from Medicago truncatula (barrel medic), 2621 nucleotides. RefSeq lists its product as uncharacterized. The transcript is spliced from 4 exons. The record is from RefSeq and is a predicted model, not a curated record. The coding region runs from base 200 to 2410 and encodes 736 amino acids. NCBI's taxonomy places the organism in Eukaryota, Viridiplantae, Streptophyta, Magnoliopsida, Fabales, Fabaceae.
AAUUUAACCACCGACCAAAUUCACAGUUCAACGACCCAAACUGCAAGAGAAGAAAGAAAGAAAAAAAACCAGAGAAUUGGGAUAAAAAAGAAAAGAUAAAUAUCCAGUUUACAGUUACACUAAUCGGGUCAUGAUCCGGCGUUGGUUGAUCUGAGCCACAACCACCCUCCGUCACUCCCCAUUCGGGUGAAACCGGAGAAUGGAUUGCGGCGUUGGAUCCAUCGUAUGGGUUCGCCGGCGAAACGGCUCGUGGUGGCCGGGUCAAAUUAUCGGACCUGAUGAUCACUCCACUUCUCAUCUCACUUCUCCUCCUCGUUCUGGAACUCCUGUUAAGCUUCUCGGCAGAGAAGACGCUAGCGUAGAUUGGUACAAUUUGGAGAAAUCAAAGCGUGUGAAGGCAUUCCGAUGCGGUGAAUUUGAUGAUUAUAUUGAAAAGAUUGAAGCCUCCCAUGAGAUGCCGUUGAAGAAAAGAGAGAAAUAUGCCCGGCGUGAAGAUGCUAUUCUUCAUGCUCUUGAACUUGAGAGGGAAUUGGUGAAAAAGCAAGUGAAAUUAGAUAAUGCUUAUGAUCAGAGAGAUUGUAGACGGUCUAAUUCGGUUAAAAAGGGUGUGGUGGUAGCAUUGCCGGUGGAAACCGAGGGAAAUGAUGAUGAUGAUGAUGAAAAACAUGCAAAUUUGAAAUCGUACAGAUCUUGUGAAAAUGAAAUUGAUGGAGGUUGUUUUCCGUUGGAGGUUGCAAGGGAUGUGGAAGUAGAUCUUUCUAAAGCGACUCCUCUGAUGAGAGGCUUGCAGGAUGUUGGACUCGAAAUUGCCCCAUUGAAAACGAUCCUUUCAUCUCCCGUGGAUUCGCAUGUUUCUCAGAAAAUCUUAAUCAACGAGGGUGUUCGGGCUCUGGCAAGUGAUAGUCUUUGCACGGGAAGAACACUCCAGGCAAAUGGAGCUAGGCAAAUGACAUACCGAACAAAGAGGAGCUGUCCUUUUUAUUUCCCGGCCAAGUCUAAUGAUUUGCUUGAUUACAAAGAGAGACCAGCCCUUCUUGAGAUGCCAUCUCCAAACGGAGGGAAGUUCCCUUAUCACGGUUCUUUGGUUGGAGAGACUGAAUCAACUUUCAUGGAUGAUGCUGAAUCCGGCUCUUCAGAAACAGACUUCACUGAGUCUACUGUUUCUGAUUCAGAUUCUUCUGAGACAGAACCAGACAUGGAUGUAAAGAUGGCUAUACUUGCAGAAACUGGCCGGGAAUUUGAAGAACAUGAAAACACUAGCAGUGAGGAGCCCGAUGAUUUAGCAGUGACCAGCGACAUGCCUCACCUCUAUCCUCGUGAACUGAUAACAUGUCAUGAAGCCGUGUCUAAAUGGCAACUGAAAGGGAAAAGAAAUAAUCGGAAUCUCAUAAAGAGGUCUUAUGGUGCCCCUGACGGAAAAGGUAUUAUAUAUGGAGCAGAAGGGGACUUCGAAGAAGGAAGAACUAAUUUAAGUCACAAGAGUUUGCAUUGCUACGAAAAUGGUUUUAGUGAUGCACUUUAUGAGGAUGAUCAAAUGCUUGAAUUGGAAGAUGAAGACUCUCUCACUCCUAGACCUGUAUCAAAAUUUCAAAAUAAAAUUCAUCGUGGUACUGAUUGGAAUGACUUGACCUGGGAUGAAAAUGUUGCUUCAAAAGAAUAUUGGGAUAUGAAGGAAUAUAAUCCAACAUAUGGUGAUCGUUAUCAUGUUGGUAGGAGGAUGAGGUCGAUGCUGAUUAACGUAGAUGUCAGGGUUCAAGCAGGAUAUCGGAAGGAGCCUGUGCCCAUUAUUUCUCUCAUGAGUAAGUUAGAUGGGAAGGCAAUAAUAGGGCACCCAAUCCAGGUUGAGGUCCUUAAAGAUGGUUCUUCAGAUACUUUCUUUUCUGCAAUUGACGACUUCAGUAAUGAGGGGAUUGGUAUUGAGGGUAGUGUGCUUCCACAAGCAUGGAGGACUGCAAGGAGAACAGCAAAUUUUCGUGUCCCUCGCCCCCAUGUGUUUUUAUCAACUGGUGCCGAAGCUCCUGUUGACUUUCCCUCAUUAGAUCAAGAACAAAACUUUGAUUAUGAAAAACUAAACACUGGAAGUUCCAGUCAUAAUGCAAGCCUUCAAAAGAAGAGCGGCGACAAAAAGUUCUUUGAAAAUGUGCCAAAGAAGUUGAGCUUGUCAUCUAACCAGAAGAUUAGAACUCUGUCCUCAUCAUCUGCUGAACAUAGUGUUAGAAAUCCAUUGCAUGAUAUCAGUAGCUACCAAACAGAUAGAUUAAUCAAACCAGAAAUCUCUGGGCCCACCACAGUAGCUUGCAUACCGGUCCAGCUAGUACAUAGAAGAUUACUUGAAAAGAUUAGUAGGCCUCCAUUAAAAGCCGCUAGUAAUGCAGCUUUGCUUAGUACUGGUGUGGAGAGAAAUUCUUAGGAUACAUGUACAUUGUUAUAUGGAGAAAAAAUCAUCUUGGAGUGAUGGCACGAUUUAUUGAGGAUUUCUUGUUUCCAAGUGUACGGAAAUCCUAUUCAAUUUGUUGCCUGCAUUUUAAGGAUUAAUAUGCUGUAUAGUUUCCCUAUUCAUCCUGUACAUAUUGGAUAUAAAUAAAAAAUUAUUAUGCUACCGUGGUAAAAAUUUGUCAUCA